This is a messenger RNA of Cornus florida, 3273 nucleotides long. RefSeq names its product potassium transporter 7. NCBI's taxonomy places the organism in Eukaryota, Viridiplantae, Streptophyta, Magnoliopsida, Cornales, Cornaceae. Gene Ontology annotation, molecular function: potassium ion transmembrane transporter activity. Gene Ontology annotation, cellular component: vacuolar membrane; plant-type vacuole. The record is from RefSeq and is a predicted model, not a curated record. Gene Ontology annotation, biological process: potassium ion transmembrane transport. The transcript has 10 exons. The coding region runs from base 385 to 2907 and encodes 840 amino acids.
GCACUACUUCCUCCGGACAGGUUAGAAACUCCGCCAUCCUGGCUUGGUAGUAAAAAACACACUGUAGUUGUUAAAAGUAGUUACGUUACGCCCCCAGCAGCGACAGACGACGACGGCGAUCUAUAUAUAGCAUGUUUAAACACCUUCCUUUUAACUAACCCAAAACCGUCUUAGAUUCAAACAAUUAAAUCAACCCAUCAUUCCAAUCUCGCCACCACAAUUUCUAGGGUUUCAGUUUCACCUCGCUUGCAGACAGAGAGAGAAAGUGGAGGAAACGUAUUUUAGAGAGAGAAAAUGGAGUUCGAGAUGCUACGGAAUCGAUUAGUUAGAUGUUGAUCUCCACCGGAGAGUAGAAUCUAGAGAGAGUGUGUGUGGUGGUGAGUAAUGGCGGACGAAGAGAACGGAGGGUUAGCGUCGAUGGAUUCGGUGGAGUCACGGUGGGUGUUUCAGGACGAGGACGAAUCGGGGAUCGACGACGAUGAAGAGGAUGAGGAUCUUCCGGUGCGGAUGGGCUUGGAUUCGGACGAUGAGGAUAAUGCCGAGCAGAGGCUGAUUCGAACGGGCCCUCGGAUCGAUUCCUUCGACGUUGAAGCACUCGAGGUCCCUGGCGCACAAAGGAGUGAUUUCGAGGACUUCAGCAUGGGCAGGAGAAUUAUACUGGCUUUUCAGACACUAGGGGUUGUAUUUGGUGAUGUUGGAACGAGUCCAUUGUAUACCUUCAGUGUGAUGUUUAGCAAGGCCCCAGUAAAUGGAAACGAAGAUGUUCUGGGAGCAUUAUCUUUGGUUUUAUAUACUUUAAUUUUGAUUCCACUGAUCAAGUACGUCCUUAUUGUUCUGUGGGCCAAUGAUGAUGGCGAAGGUGGUACAUUUGCUUUGUACUCGUUGAUUUGUAGGCAUGCUAAGGUCAGUCUUAUUCCAAAUCAACUUCCAUCUGAUGCACGAAUAUCAAGCUUCAGACUAAAGGUGCCAUCUGCUGAACUUGAGAGGUCGUUAAAAAUAAAGGAACGACUUGAAACUUCACUGACACUGAAAAAGCUGCUUCUGAUAUUAGUGCUUGCUGGUACUGCUAUGGUGAUAGCUGAUGGGGUCGUUACACCAGCAAUGUCAGUGAUGUCUGCUGUUGGUGGUUUAAAGGUGGGAGUUUCUGGGAUUAAACAAGAACAAGUGGUGAUGAUUUCGGUCGCAUUUCUUGUGAUUUUGUUCAGUCUACAGAAGUAUGGGACAAGUAAAGUCGGGCUUGCUGUUGGCCCUGCCUUAUUUAUAUGGUUUUGUUCUCUUGGGGUCAUUGGCAUCUACAAUAUUAUAAAAUAUGAUAGAACUAUUUUUAAGGCAUUUAAUCCCGUUCACAUCUACUACUUUUUCAAGAGGAACUCCAUUAAGGCAUGGUACUCACUUGGGGGUUGUCUUCUGUGUGCAACAGGUUCCGAGGCAAUGUUCGCAGAUCUUUGUUACUUUUCUGUGAGAUCAGUGCAGCUUACAUUUGUGUUUCUUGUACUACCUUGCCUUCUUCUGGGUUACAUGGGUCAAGCUGCAUAUCUUAUGGAGAACCACAGUGACACAACACAGGCUUUCUUUUCUUCUAUUCCAAUUAGUGCUUUCUGGCCUGUCUUCCUGAUUGCUAAUAUCGCUGCAUUGAUUGCCAGUCGGGCAAUGACAACGGCCACUUUUUCUUGUAUCAAACAAUCAACAGCUCUUGGUUGUUUCCCUCGCCUUAAAAUCAUUCACACGUCUCGGAAAUUCAUGGGUCAAAUUUAUAUUCCCGUCAUAAACUGGUUUCUGCUGGUAUUUGCCUUGGUACUCGUCUGCACUAUCUCAAGUAUUAACGAGAUUGGAAAUGCAUAUGGCAUAGCUGAGCUCGGAGUGAUGAUGAUGACUACAGUCUUAGUAACCAUUGUUAUGCUUCUUAUAUGGCAGAUAAACAUCAUUAUUGUGCUGAGUUUUGUUGUUGUUUCCUUGGGGAUAGAAUUGACGUUCUUCUCCUCGGUUUUAUGGAGUGUGGGAGAUGGAAGUUGGAUCAUAUUGGUUUUUGCCAUAGUUAUGUUUUUUAUAAUGUACAUCUGGAACUAUGGGAGCAAGCUUAAAUAUGAAACUGAAGUGAAGCAGAAGUUAUCAAUGGAUUUGAUGCGGGGACUGGGUUGCAAUCUUGGAACAAUCAGAGCUCCUGGCAUUGGCUUGCUCUACAAUGAGCUGGUGAAGGGCAUACCAGCGAUAUUUGGACAUUUUCUCACCACUCUUCCUGCCGUCCAUUCCAUGAUCAUAUUUGUGUGCAUAAAGUACGUUCCUGUUCCUGUAGUGCCUCAGAGUGAAAGGUUUCUGUUCCGGAGAGUCUGCCCAAAAGGCUACCAUAUAUUUCGUUGCAUUGCCAGGUAUGGCUACAAGGAUGUUCGCAAAGAAAAUCACCAGACAUUUGAGCAAUUGCUAAUUGAGAGUCUUGAGAAGUUCAUUCGCAGGGAAGCCCAGGAACGAUCGCUGGAGAGUGAUGGGGAUGACGAUUCAGAUUCUGAAGAUGAAUCUGGCACACGAGUUCUCAUUGCUCCCAACGGUAGUGUCUAUUCGCUUGGCGUUCCUCUCCUGGCUGAUUAUACGGACACUAGCAAUCCCAUCUCUGAAGCCAGCACUUCUGGGGUUGUGAAGUCAGAUGAGGAGCCUCCCACAGACCCAUCCAUGUCUGAUUCAGAUCAGAGUCUCGAGAAGGAACUGUCUUUCUUACGGAAGGCCAAAGAAUCUGGGGUAGUCUAUCUUCUUGGUCAUGGGGACAUUAGGGCGAGGAAAGAUUCCUGGUUCAUUAAAAAGCUAGUCAUAAAUUACUUUUACGCAUUCUUGAGAAAGAACUGCAGAAGGGGGAUUGCGAAUUUGAGUGUACCGCACUCUAAUCUGAUGCAGGUGGGCAUGACUUACAUGGUUUGAAAUUUGAAGUAUGCAACCAAAAUAAGGAAAAUUUACUUUUGACACCAGAAGUUCGACCGAAGUGAUUGAAUUCUGGAAAAAAAUGGCCAUCGGUGACUACUGGUACAUUCUUUAGCAAUACAGGCUGAAUUUACACAAAUGGUUGCAUUCUUCUUGCCUGCUCAUGCCGGGCGUUUUGCAUCUGCAGAUUUUGAAGCUCUCUUAAUCUUUAUUGUUUGGGAAGUUUUGUAGUUCUGCUCCUUGGUUGCCUUCCCUGUAACGAUUUUUACAGUUUUGACGGAUCGACUGUUGUAUACAUGUUCAAGUUAUGUGAAUGCAGUUCUGGAUAACAUAAUCCUACAUCUAUUUGGUUUUUUGUCUAUACAA